Messenger RNA from Prosopis cineraria, 960 nucleotides. Its product is annotated as probable phospholipid hydroperoxide glutathione peroxidase. The transcript has 6 exons. The record is from RefSeq and is a predicted model, not a curated record. Gene Ontology annotation, biological process: response to oxidative stress. The coding region runs from base 24 to 725 and encodes 233 amino acids. Gene Ontology annotation, molecular function: glutathione peroxidase activity. Lineage: Eukaryota; Viridiplantae; Streptophyta; Magnoliopsida; Fabales; Fabaceae. Gene Ontology annotation, cellular component: cytosol.
GUGGCUUUAGCGAAUGUGUCUCAAUGCUCGCUUCGUCAAUACGCAACUUGUUCGGCAGAAAUAUAAGAGUAGCUUCUUCUCUUUGUGCUUCUCGUCAUUGGUCAAAACAAAUCUCAGCUAACCAAAUCUUGUUUGGUCCUGCUCAGAUUUCAUCGUCUAAUCUCCUUGUGCAAUCAAGGCUUUUGAGUCGUUUGUCUCUCGCUUUUAGAACAGAUCGCACGAUGGCUUCCCAAUCCAAUCCUAAAUCAGUCCACGAUUUCACUGUCAAAGAUGCCAAGGGAAAUGAUGUUAAUCUCGGCGAUUACAAAGGAAAGGUCCUUCUGAUUGUCAAUGUUGCCUCACAAUGUGGCUUGACUAAUUCUAACUACACAGAGCUGGGUCAAUUGUACGAGAAAUACAAAGGAAAAGGUUUUGAAAUUCUGGCUUUCCCCUGCAAUCAGUUUGGUGCACAGGAGCCUGGAAAUAAUGAACAGAUAGUUGAGUUUGCUUGUACUCGCUUUAAAGCCGAGUUUCCCAUUUUUGAUAAGGUGGAUGUAAAUGGAGAUACUGCUGCUCCACUGUACAAGCAUCUGAAAUCAAGCAAAGGUGGGCUGUUCGGAGACGGCAUAAAAUGGAACUUCUCCAAAUUCCUGGUCGAUAAAGAUGGGAAUGUCGUGGACCGUUAUGCCCCCACAACCUCUCCUCUCAGCAUUGAGAAGGAUAUCCAGAAGCUGUUGAGUGCAUGAAUCACUGCAGGAACCAGAAACCUUUAAUGGCAAGUUAUUAUGAAUAAAGGAAUUAGGGAAUGUGUAGAAGGCUAGAAGCUCAUAGUCUAGUUUUUUCUUUUUUCUCUUUUUACCCAGAUAAUUGAGAACAUUAUGUUGAGAAUCUAUAAACAUCAUGUUAUGUAUUUACGAACAUUAUGUUGUACAUGCUUUGCGUGACAUAUAUUUUAAUUAACCUAUAGAUUAAUUGGACACA